Messenger RNA from Cryptosporidium muris RN66, 399 nucleotides. RefSeq lists its product as uncharacterized. The coding region runs from base 1 to 399 and encodes 132 amino acids. NCBI's taxonomy places the organism in Eukaryota, Apicomplexa, Conoidasida, Eucoccidiorida, Cryptosporidiidae. The record is from RefSeq and is a predicted model, not a curated record. The transcript has a single exon.
AUGAGAUCAACAUCUUGUUUCCUAUUAGUAUUUUCUUUUUUUCAUUUUCUAUACAAUAUAAAUAUAUUGAGAAUAUCUAUAGUUAUUCAAAGGAAUUCUUUUUUAAAAUUAACAGCUGCCAAUCAAAAUCCUAAUGGAAAUGAUGACCCCAUCUCACAACACAAACUAGAACUUGAAUUAUUAUACGGUCAAUUUAGUAAAGUUAGUCUUUUACUAGAUAGAAAAACGGAAAUAUGGAGGGCUGAAUGUGAGGGGUUACAUCUUCCCCAAACAAUAGAAGAUUUUUGUAAGAGGUUAUUACAACGUAUAAAAAUGGCUAUGGAAUACCAAGAAAAUUUAAGAAGGAGAAUUUCUAGUAAAGAAGAUCUAGUAAGAAAUUUACAAGCAGCUAAUAGUUAA